Messenger RNA from Coffea arabica (coffee), 1464 nucleotides. RefSeq lists its product as uncharacterized. Gene Ontology annotation, molecular function: nucleic acid binding; RNA-DNA hybrid ribonuclease activity. NCBI's taxonomy places the organism in Eukaryota, Viridiplantae, Streptophyta, Magnoliopsida, Gentianales, Rubiaceae. The record is from RefSeq and is a predicted model, not a curated record.
AUGUGGAGGCCUAUGCGGAUGACAUCCUCAUCACAAAAGUCUCGCCACUUCAUCCUUUCUGUCAGAUGUGAGGGAAGUCUUCGGUGUCCUGCGAGACUCGAGAAUGAAGCUGAAUCCCAAGAAAUGCGUCUUCGGCGUCACCUCGGGAAAAUUUUUAGGGUAUCUGGUUUCCCACCGGGGAAUCGAGGCCAACCCCGACAAGGUCAAGGCCAUUCAGGACAUGUCUCCACCUCGGAAUAUCCGAGAAGUCCAACGGCUGAAUGGACGCCUGGCCGCGCUGAAUCAGCUGAGAAAGCUCUGCCCUUCUUUAAGGUGCUCAAGAAGGCUGACCAGUUUGCCUGGACGGAAGAGUGCCAGGCUGCUUUCGACAAACUGAAGCAAUACCUCCAUCACCUACCAACUCUUGCUUCACCUCGGCCCGAGGAGAAGCUCUACCUCUACCUCUCCGCAGCCGACGAGGCUGUCAGCGCUGUUCUUAUCCGGGAUGAGGGCACCCAAGUGCCCGUCUACUACGUCAGCCGAGCUCUCCGAGGGCCGGAGACUCGAUACACUCAAGUGGAAAAACUGGUGCUGGGGCUAGUCCACGCCGCUCGGCGGCUGAAACCCUAUUUCUUGGCUCACCCCAUAUCCCUCAGGACUGACCAGCCUCUCCGACAGAUACUGGUUCGACCCGAGGCCUCCGGGCGCCUCACAAAGUGGGCCGUCGAGUUAGGGGAGUACGACCUGUCGUAUGAGCCGCGCACCGCCAUAAAAGCUCAAGGCUUAGCCGACUUCUUGGCCGAGCUCACCUUCACGAAAGGUCCAGAGUCCACCUCUGCCUUUGCCGAGGUGAGCACCCCAUCCCUGUGGACAUUGUAUGUAGAUGGAUCCUCUAAUGGGGAUGGCAGCGGAGCUGGAGUGCUCCUGGAAGGACCUCAGGGAGAAGUGUGCUCUUACGCCCUCCGCUUUGGCUUCCCAGCCACCAAUAACGAAGCCGAGUACGAGGCCUUGAUUGCUGGACUCCAACUGGCCCGCAGGCUCGGCGCCCAGCAAAUCCACGUCCGCAGUGACUCCCAACUCGUUGUACGCCAAGUUCUUGGUGAAUACGAGGCCAAGGGUGAGACCAUGCAACGGUACCUCUCCAAAGUUCACCAACUCACCGGGUACUUCGAGUCCUUCGAAAUCCAAAGAAUACCCCGGUCCCAGAAUAAGCGAGCCGAUGCCUUAUCCCGGCUGGCUUCUACGUCAUUCUCUGACCUCAACAAAACUGUCUUAGUGGAAGUCCUGAGUGAACCAGGAUACGUGGAAGAGGUGGCCUGCCCCGUGCACUCUGAAGAAACCUGGAUGACCCUGUUCAUCCUUUUCUGGGUCACGGAGCCCUCCCCGAAGACCGAGCCGAGGCGAGAAAAAUACAACGCAAGGCGGCUCGGUACGCUCUCCGCAAUGGAGAGCUGUACAAACGCUCAUACCUCGGCCCCUGGCUGA